This is a messenger RNA of Grammomys surdaster, 3510 nucleotides long. It is a transcript of the gene Steap2, whose product is annotated as STEAP2 metalloreductase. The coding region runs from base 316 to 1785 and encodes 489 amino acids. NCBI's taxonomy places the organism in Eukaryota, Metazoa, Chordata, Mammalia, Rodentia, Muridae. Gene Ontology annotation, biological process: copper ion import. Gene Ontology annotation, molecular function: ferric-chelate reductase (NADPH) activity; cupric reductase (NADH) activity. The record is from RefSeq and is a predicted model, not a curated record. The transcript is spliced from 6 exons. Gene Ontology annotation, cellular component: endosome; plasma membrane.
GGAAGUCCUCGGGUCCGGGCCCAGCAGAAAGGAGGCCAGGAGAGACCUUGUCCCAGGUAGGAUGUGCCCGAAAGGGAAAGGACCCGCAGGUUACUUUUGCCAGCCACUUUGGAUUGAUGCGGCACUUUUCACUGUUAUUACAGCGCUGCUUUGCAAACAGGCCUUCCUCGCUACACAAAGGCAACUCCACUGUCCAGCAGCAUCUGCUGCAUUCUUUUAGAAAUGCAACCUCCGAAGCCUCCCUCCAGACCUGAGUGAGAAGCCACAUCUUAAGAUCCCCAGGACACUCCUGGUGAUCUUAUAAGAGUCUCUACCAUGGAAUCCAUCUCCAUGAUGGGAAGCCCUAAGAGUCUGGAGACUUUUUUGCCUAAUGGCAUAAAUGGUAUCAAAGAUGCAAGGAAGGUCACUGUAGGUGUGAUAGGAAGUGGGGAUUUUGCCAAAUCUCUGACCAUUCGGCUUAUAAGGUGUGGCUAUCACGUGGUCAUAGGAAGCAGAAAUCCUAAGUUUGCAUCUGAAUUUUUUCCUCACGUGGUAGAUGUCACCCACCAUGAAGAUGCUUUAACAAAAACAAAUAUAAUAUUUGUGGCUAUCCAUAGAGAACAUUACACCUCCCUGUGGGACCUGAGACAUCUGCUUGUGGGAAAAAUCCUCAUUGACGUGAGUAACAACAUGAGAGUAAACCAGUACCCAGAAUCCAAUGCAGAGUACCUGGCUUCAUUAUUCCCGGAUUCCUUGAUUGUCAAAGGAUUUAAUGUGAUCUCAGCUUGGGCACUUCAGUUAGGUCCCAAGGAUGCCAGCCGGCAGGUUUAUAUAUGCAGCAACAAUAUCCAAGCUCGACAACAGGUUAUUGAGCUCGCCCGUCAGUUGAAUUUUAUUCCUGUUGACUUGGGAUCUUUAUCAUCAGCCAAGGAGAUUGAAAACUUACCCCUGCGACUGUUCACCCUCUGGAGGGGGCCAGUGGUAGUAGCCAUAAGCUUGGCCACAUUUUUCUUUCUUUAUUCCUUUGUCAGAGAUGUGAUACAUCCAUACGCCAGAAACCAGCAGAGUGACUUUUACAAGAUUCCUAUUGAGAUUGUGAACAAAACCUUGCCUAUAGUCGCCAUUACCCUGCUGUCCCUGGUGUACCUGGCGGGCCUCCUGGCAGCUGCCUAUCAGCUCUUUUAUGGCACUAAGUACCGUAGAUUUCCGCAGUGGUUGGAUACCUGGUUACAGUGCAGGAAACAGCUGGGAUUACUGAGCUUUUUCUUCGCUGUUGUUCAUGUUGCCUACAGCCUCUGCUUACCAAUGAGGAGGUCAGAAAGAUACCUAUUUCUCAACAUGGCUUAUCAGCAGGUUCAUGCAAAUAUUGAAAAUGCUUGGAAUGAAGAAGAGGUUUGGAGGAUCGAAAUGUACAUCUCCUUUGGCAUCAUGAGCCUGGGCUUACUGUCCCUGCUGGCGGUCACUUCUAUCCCUUCAGUGAGCAACGCUUUAAACUGGAGGGAGUUCAGUUUUAUUCAGUCUACACUUGGCUACGUCGCCCUGCUCAUCACGACCUUUCACGUGUUAAUCUACGGAUGGAAGCGCGCGUUUGCGGAAGAAUACUAUCGCUUUUACACACCGCCAAACUUCGUUCUUGCCCUCGUUUUGCCCUCCAUUGUAAUUCUGGGUAAGAUGAUGCUACUCCUCCCGUGCAUAAGCCGAAAGCUAAAACGAAUUAAAAAGGGCUGGGAAAAGAGCCAGUUUCUAGAGGAAGGAAUGGGAGGAGCGGUUCCUCAUCUGUCCCCAGAGAGGGUCACAGUGAUGUGACGACAAGAGGUGCUCGCGGAUGGACGCCACGCACACUUCCAUCCAUGCCAUUACUUUAAGCCCUCACCGAGAUCCCUGUUAACAGACUGUCAAUUGGCUGCAGUCCGAAACCUGAAGUGAGAUUUCAGCGGAGAGAGAGAUCGGAUUCUCUUCAAGUUAAUUUUUAUAAAUGUCAUGUUUUUCCAACAUGCAGUUUUGUAGUCCACAUCUAUUGUUACAAUCCGGGAGGAUUUUCCUUUGUGCAACUGUAACACUGUUGUUCUUCUAACCGUAUUGCAUAGUUGGGCAGAAAUAUUUGUAGUUAAUAAUACAGAUGAGAUAUAACGUUUAGAACACUUGGCAAAACAGCAGAACUAGAAGCUUUUAACAUUACUCAGUGGAUAUGCUUCCCACCCCCCACCCCCAGGCUAAAGAGUUUAAUUAUUAUCCAAUUUAAGGAGCAGAAAUGCAUAGACAUAUAUUAUUGAGGAGGGGCACAUUACAUUAGCAUCUCUAGGGGGUACGCAGGAGCAAUCUUCCGCUUUCGUAAAAACGAGACCGGAAGCAUGUUAUCCGUUACACAGAGCAGUGUGAGUAUGUGAGAAGGAAUUAGAGACAAACCUAAAGCUGAAUUGACCGUGGUGCGCUGGAGACGCAACGUUAAUACUGCUAAUGCACAGCUCACGAGGGCUUUAGUCUCUCACAUACAGAGCCAUUCCAGUUUCCUACUUAUGUCAGUGACGCUGGACCUCCCAAGCUGGUACCCUGAAUAAAGGACCAACCCCAGGAAUUGUGGACCUGCCUUUAAUUUCAAUGAAAGUAAUUGUUACACAUCAGUCUGUAUUUGUUACUUUGGCCAGUCACCACCCUUCCUGUGUGGGAUUUUACUGACAUCCACUGAGGGAGUGUGGAAUGGUUCUAAACUCUUGUCCUCUUUAAUACUUACAACGAACCCAUGAAAUAGUUAUCUUCAUUUUCCCCAUGGAUAACUGAAGGAUGGGAAAGUUAAAUUUGCCUCAGGUCACACAGUGAGGAUGUGGCAGGGUGAGCCUUCAUCCUGGGGAGUCACCGUCAGGAGCCACGGCGUUAUAAACAUCAUUACACACAACCCCUGCCCCACCCAUCGCCAUGCACCUCAUUCGAGAGGCCAGCCGAGAUGGUUCCUUUCUUGUGUAGUCAUAGGCAGUCUUAGAGUGUGUCGUGUGCAUCAAAGGAUGCCUAAAAGUAUCUCAGUCGUAAUUUUAAUAUUGCUUGUGGGUAGUCCAGAGUUGCCUGGAAACCCAAAGUAGCACAAAGCCUCCAAGUGCAGUGAAGGACUGAGCAGGGAGAAGGCCUAACUGUGGAUGAACUGUGGAGACCCUACAGCUCUUUAAUGUUCCCAUAAGGUGGCCAUCUCCUUUGCUCCUCCUGAGAAGCCUUCCUGCCUUUACUACCAUUCAGUAGGAAGCCAUUUUUAAGCACAAAGGUUAUUAGGACAAGUGGUUAAUUAUAAAUCUAUAUGAUUAUGUGUCUCUGGACAUAUAAUUCACAAAAUUGUCAGAGCUGGUCUUCCAUGUGUAAAUUGCAUUUUGUUCAAACCUUAGGAUAUACUACAUUUUCUCCAUAUGUUCCAAAUUUACUAUAGUAAAAGUUCCAGACAAGAUGUAAUCAUGUGUAUUCUUCCUAAAAUUGUAUUGCCUCUACAGUUACCUACUGACUUGAAUCCAACCAUCAGAAAUAAAAGGACUCUUAUUUUUGUGGAACCUA